AUGCAGUCGUUCCAGACUCGGUUUUGGGCUGUGCGUGACCAUUUUGCACCUGUACUACGCGAAUCCAAAUUUAAGGAGCAUGGCCGAAUUACGCCGGAAGAGUUUGUGCUUGCGGGCGAUUUUCUCGUGCACCAAUACUCAUCGUGGCAGUGGAACACGGGCGAGUUGUCCAAGACACGCGAGUACCUACCCCCAGAAAAGCAGUAUCUCAUGGCGCGCGGCGUGCCGUGUUUUCGACGUGUGAGCCAAUUGCGGGAUCGGCGCCGCCUGAACAAGAUGCUGUCUUCUACGGCAAGCAGCACGACGAGCCUGACUCGCCUGGAAAGGGAAGCGCGCAAGUAUGGAGGCACUGCGGAUGAUACAGAGCGAUUUGUUUCUAUGGACACUGGCGGCAACGAAGCGGCCGAAGACUGGGUGCUGACGCAUGUGCUUUCCACGGAGCAACAUCGCGCACGUCCUCGCGGCAAUGACUCUGGCACGACACUGCGCGAAGUAGACAAUCGCCUUGCCUCGUUCAGCAUUGGAAAAAGCCCGCCCAGCAGCCGCCGCAGUAGUACGCAGACGCCGUCGCAAUGCGGGCAAGCCGAAGCCGAGUCGGAGGAGCUCGAAGGACUCGAGGAGCUCGAGGAAGAAGACCCUGCGUCGUUUGUUCCCACGCUCCUCGUGUCACCGCGGCGCGAAUCCAUGGUAGGCAAACCGAGUAUUACGUCGGUGCGGUCGUACGACUGCAUUCUUACUUACGACAAAUACUACCAGACCCCCCGUUUCUGGCUCGUGGGCUACGAUGCGAACGGCGUGCCGUUGCAGCCCAAGCAAAUUUUCGAAGAUGUCGCAUCGGAGCAUGCCUUCAAGACGGUCACGAUCGAGCCCUUUCCACACGGCAGCCCUGGCUCAGCCGCGAUGGACACGAUACUUGCUUCGCAGGACGAAACUCUACGCACGCCGCGCAGUUUGUCGGUGCAUGUAGCGAGCAUUCAUCCGUGCAAGCACGCAAGCAUGAUGCGCAAACUCAUCCAUCGCGUGAACGGCGCGGGCGCGGAUGAACUGGAAGAUACCCCCCCUUCGAGCACGACACCUUCACGGCGAAACCUUUGGUCGUCUACCCUACAGAACGUCUGGGGCUCUGCGAAGCGCUCAGACGUGGAGACAAACGUGCGUGUGGACGAAUACCUGGUCAUCUUUCUUAAUUUCCUUGCGAGUAUUGUGCCUACGAUUGAAUUGGAUACUACUGCCUCCGUAUAG
Molecule: messenger RNA, 1242 nt
Organism: Malassezia vespertilionis
Lineage: Eukaryota; Fungi; Basidiomycota; Malasseziomycetes; Malasseziales; Malasseziaceae
Gene: ATG3
Product: E2-like enzyme
Exons: 2
Coding region: 1-1242 (413 amino acids)
Biological process (GO): autophagy of mitochondrion; autophagosome assembly; nucleophagy
Cellular component (GO): cytosol; cytoplasmic ubiquitin ligase complex
Molecular function (GO): Atg8-family ligase activity
Source: RefSeq, a predicted model, not a curated record